Messenger RNA from Penaeus vannamei (Pacific white shrimp), 3555 nucleotides. RefSeq names its product protein phosphatase 1 regulatory subunit sds22 (gene sds22). The record is from RefSeq and is a predicted model, not a curated record. Gene Ontology annotation, molecular function: protein binding. NCBI's taxonomy places the organism in Eukaryota, Metazoa, Arthropoda, Malacostraca, Decapoda, Penaeidae.
GAUGAUAACUUUCGAAUCCGUAUGAGUCACUAUUUUCUAUUGGUUUAAUAGACGAUAGUUGACUCUUUAUUGCCUGUUUGGUGUAAGAAGCGAUACUGGGAAACAAACAAGACUGGGAGAAACUCAACAAAUAAGACACAGACCAUGGGGGACUCCAAUCAGUCAUCAGCAGACAAAAUGUCACCGGGCUCUGACGAAGUGUCAGCCAAUCACCAAUCUGAAGAAUACGAUGAACCAACAAUUGAAUCUGAUGUUGAAGAAGAAUCAAGAGCGGAUGCUGAUGAAGGAGAGACUGAAGAAUUAGUCAUCUUGGAUCCUUCUGCAUCGGAGGUGGAUCUGAAUCAUCGUCGCAUUGCAAAGAUUGAAAACUUGGAGGCACUGACCUGUGUUGAGACACUCUGCCUUCGAUGGAACCUCAUCAAAAAAAUUGAGAAUCUUCACACACUUACGAUGCUAAAGGAACUGGAGCUUUAUGACAACCAAAUAACUGUGAUUGAGAAUCUCUCUAUGCUAGUUAAUCUUGAGGUCUUGGACAUCUCCUUCAAUAGAAUAAGGAAAAUUGAAAAUUUGGAAGGCCUCACAAACCUAAAAAAGCUCUUCUUGUGUGCCAACAAAAUUUCCCGCAUUGAGAACGUCAACCACUUGAAGAACCUGGAACUUCUCGAACUGGGAGAUAAUAAGAUAAGGGUAAUUGAAAACUUAGAUGGCAUGACAAAUCUAAAGAGUCUGUUCCUGGGGAAAAACAAAAUCACAAGACUGCAGAACUUGGAUUCACUCAUUCAUCUGGAAAUUCUUGGUGUACAAAGCAACAGACUUACCAAGGUGGAAGGACUGAGUCGCCUGGUGAACCUCGAGCAGAUUUACUGUUCCCACAACGGCAUUGAAAAGCUGGAGAACCUCGACAACAAUGCCAAACUCCAGACUUUAGAUAUGGCCGUCAAUAGAAUCAAAAAGAUUGAGAACAUCAGUCAUCUCCAUCAGUUAGAGGAGUUUUGGUUCAACAGCAAUCAAAUCAGUGACUGGAAUGACCUGAAGCAACUGGAGAAUGCUAAAGGCCUCCAAACAGUUUACCUAGAGGGAAAUCCUUUACAGAGGGACCCCAACUACCGACGGAAGAUCAAACUUGCACUUCCGUCUCUUACACAGAUUGAUGCAACACUUUGUCGAUAAGUUUGUGAUUUUAAGAGCAAUGCUCUGUCAAGAUCUUCCUUCAGUCUCUGAAACUGCCAAAUUGUCAAACUUCAUAUUGGUUCACAUGUGUUGUGUUUGUCUUGUGGUGCACAUAAUGUCAUGCAGCUAUUUUCUCUGGUGUCAUGUGUGACGAGACCCAUAAACGUCAAAGCUUUUUAUCUCUUUCGAGCAACCACGUUAAAAAAUUGAAAACAAAAAGCAACGCAAAGCACAGCAUUCUUGUAAUCUGAUCAAGCCACCCCAUCCCCCUACACAAAAAAGUGAAGAAGGUGAUAAAAUACUAAAAGCUAUCACCUUGUUUCCAAAAAUGGAGAAAGAGCCUGUGACAUCCAUCCAACUGUAAGGAAGCCGUGUUUCACUUCUCAUGAGAUACAUUGGAGUGUUGGAAUGUUGAGUUGUAUUUAUUAUACUCCUAAUUUUUCUUUUUCCUUCUUUCUUUUCUGUAAAAGAUGGGAUUUUGAAUUAAAGAAAAGGGAGAUAGCAAUAGAUGGGAAUGCUGUAUCUUGUGAUUUUUGAAAUGGGCUGUUCUGAUAGGCUAAUUUGUUAUGUAGAUUAAAUCGUGCAUGUUCUAUUUGAUUGUGCUACUACUAGUUGAGUCGGACGAAUUUCAGACAUACAAGUUUUUGCUUUUGCAGUGUAAGUGAAUAGUCAGUGUAAGGCUGCUAUGUAUUGUCUAAUUCGGCAUAAGCACUGUUUGUGGAACAACCUAUUUCAAGAGCAAAACCAACUUUGCUUCAUGCACCUUCUGUUCAUGUCUUCACAGUGUUCAGGGUCCUUACAAGUUGAACUUCAUAACUAGUUCCAUGGACAGUGAAACUUGUGUCUGGAAAGGCAAUUUACUGUGUGCUACAAUAAUUAUUAUUUUUAUUCUUUUGUUCUUUGUACCUAAAAUCCCAGUGUUAAUGCUGUAGAGGAGUGCAAAAGCACUUACUUAAUGGAUCUCAUUAGAAAUUUUGCCAUUUUGUGUCUAGAGGACUAGGGUUUAUGAGGGGACUGUAAGUAGUAGAUUAUGAGAAUUUCAAACCACUGCAUUUUUAUGUUUCAACACGUAAGCACACAAACACACAAAUAAGGCUUUGCAGUAUGACUUAAGGUUUCAGUAGGUUGUAAGCGAUUUGAUUACCACAUAACUUAUAUCCUGCACUUGUCAGCAAAUCUUUGAUAAAAAAACAAAUUUAAACUAAGGUCAACAUUUGUGAUUUUUUGUUUUUGUAAUGUUAAAACAUUUUUGCAAUCCAUUGUCACAUUGAUGUUUAUAAAUGCUUAAUGUCAGGGGUCUCUGCAGCUAUGUUUAAGAAAUGAUUUACAGAUUAUUGAUGUGGAAUUUCAUGUUAAGGAAAAUUGAACAUUGAAGCAUGAAUCAUGUAAUUAGUUGGAUAUCUGAUAUUUUCACAAAGAAGAAAUUGUGAGAAAGAUGUAAAACACACACAUCAGAAAAGUUGACAUGAUCUGUGACUUUAUAUUUUUCAUCAAGGGUUGCCUAAAACCUUUGAUUGGAAAGAGCUUAGAAAUAUAAAACAUUUAAUAACCUGUUUUGUUAAAUGUGUUUUCAUUGAGGAUUUACUUAGUCAGAAGGAUGCAUGUUGUUCUGAUAUUUUCUUGAAAUUCUGGAGAGCUUGAAAAUACGAAUGGAUUUAGAUAUGUCAGACUUUUUAAAAGUUAUGCAUGAACAGAUUGUUUAUAUAUAUGGGAGGUUUUUCUUCUUUUUUUUUUUUUUGUUUGAUGUAAGUAAAUUUCCAAAACCUAUAUUGUUAACAAAAUUGUGUAUAUAUAUAUUUACUUCUCUUUAGAAGAUGGCCAUACUGGCUUGCGUUGGCAUGUGGAAUAUGUAUGGUCCAUAAACGUUUUCUAUUAAGAGAACAUUCUUAUUUUGUCGUGUUGGAAACAGAAACUUAUUUUUUCUUCUUCUUUUUUUUACUGUUUUGCUGUGGUUUUUUAAUACCAUUUGAUUUUAAAUGUUGUGGAUAACCCAUUUACUGUAUUAAUUUAUUUAAAAUGAAACUUACCAGAAAACGAAAAAAAUACUAAUUACGGCCUGUAAACAGUUAGAAUACUAAGAGAAAUUAAUGAUGGAAGUUUUUUAUAAUUAUUAUUUUUUCUUCUUUUUAAUAGAUAGUUAAUUAAGAAAUGGAUGAGCAAUUGUCCUUUUAAGUAUUAUCAUCCUUCCUGUACUAAUCAAAUACUAAUUGAAAAAAAAGGAGUACAAUAAAUUUUGUGAAUUUCAGUGAUUUCAAAAGAGUACACUUGCCUGUUUCUUUAUAUCAGUGAACAGUGAAGAGUUUCUUUAUCUGGUUAUACUGAAAGACGCUGAAAAAAAUAUGAUUUUCGCAAACAUUGCGAGAUAAAAUACAUACUGACACCUUU